AAGAAGAAAAAACAUAUAAAAUACAAUGGUUCGCGUCAGCAAUGCCGUCAUCGGCAUCCUCAACUCCCUCACCCUCCUCCUCUCGGUGGCGGCGAUCGGGGUGGCGGUGUGGAUCGAGUUCAACCCCGGCGCCACCCUGUGUCAACGGGUCCUCCUGAAGCCGCUGGUCGUCCUCGGGAUCUCCCUCCUCGCCGUGUCCGUCUUCGGGCUGAUCGGCUCGUGCUUCCGCGUCUCUUUCGUAUUGUACGUGUACCUCACCGUCAUGUUCCUCCUCAUCCUCGGGGUCGCCGGAUUCUUGGUUUUCGCCAUCGUGGUCACGAAUAAGGGCGUGGGGUCCGCCCUCUCCGGGAAGGGGUACAAGGGGGCCAGGCUCGGGGACUAUUCGCAUUGGUUGCAGAAGUAUGUGGUGAAUGCGGAGAAUUGGGACGAGAUUAAGAGCUGUUUGGUUGACGUCAAGUUUUGCCAGCAUCUCAACGACGAUCAGGUGAAAGCGGUCGAUUUUUACAAACACGGCCUCUCUGCAACUCAGUCGGGUUGUUGCAAGCCACCGAUAUACUGCGGGUUCGUGUUCGAGAACGCGACGAGCUGGAGGAUGCCGAAGGGGGGGCCCGCGGUGCCGGACGAGGACUGCAAGAAGUGGAGCAACGACGAGACGCAGAUGUGCUUCAACUGCGACUCGUGCAAGACAAUGGUGCUGGAGAACACCCGCAAGGAGUGGAAGAACCUGGCCAUCCUCAACUUCUGCACCCUCGUCUUCGUUGUCUUCGUCUACUCCGUCGGCUGCUGCGCUCUGAGGAACAACAACAAAAGUCGAGGAUACAACAAGUAUAGAGGCUACCCAUGAAUUAUUGAAUUUUAAUUUAUAUAUGGACGUGACAAUGCUGGUAUACAUAUAUGUGUGUGUGUGUGUUUAUGAAUUGCUUGGUUCAUUUGAAUUGUGGUUUGUUAAUAUAUGGCUUAACUGAUC
Cuscuta campestris is the source of this 967-nucleotide messenger RNA. The record is from the annotation of a GenBank genome assembly. Lineage: Eukaryota; Viridiplantae; Streptophyta; Magnoliopsida; Solanales; Convolvulaceae.